CAUUACCAGUUUCUCUCUCUACAAUUGUUAUUGUUGUUUAAUAUGAUCUGCAAAAUAUUGUAGCAUGAGCAUAGUUUAUUUCUUCUCUUCUCAUUCUCCCUCUGCAGUUGUUCCAUUGUUUCAUCUUCGAAAUCUAGUAUUGAGAGGAUAGUUUCUUUCUCUUCAUCUCUCUCUCUCUAUUUUUAUUUCAAUGUUCCUUUAUAGUUCACCAAAAUCUCUUGUAUGAAGAGGAUUGUUUUUUACCCCUCUUUUUCUCUCUCUUUACAGUUCCUCCAUUUCAUCUGCUAAAUCUUGUGGUUAGAGCAUAGUUUCUUUCCCUUCUCUUUGUUAUUCUACCUUUGAUUAACACAAUCUUGUAGCUGAGAGUGUGAGUAAGGAUGGCUUAUUCUACUCUUGUUUCACUUGAAAGAACCAUUGAUCAAAUCCUCAAUCAUAAUCAACUUUCCAUUUCUCCUCAUGAAAAAGAACAUAUUAUAUCUCUCGAUAAAUAUGUCAUUUCACUCCGAGCUUUUCUUGAGAAUUUUCCGGAGAAAGCCAAGAGUUUGGAAGCAAGAAUGAGGGAUGCCGCAAUGGAGGCUGAAGAUGUUAUUGAAUUGUACAUGUCAGAAAAACUCAGCUUCAAUAUUAGAUAUACUCAUUGGAUUGAAAAAAUCAUGUUCAAUAUUAGAUAUAGCCACUGGAUUGCGGAACUAAGUAGAAUCAAGUUUAUAUUCCAGUUGCGCAGAGCAAGAGAUCGAAUGGAUUCAAUCACCGGAGAGGUGGUGGAGAUCAAAAAUGGCAUCGUCAUCAAAGAUGCACAACCAGAUGAUAUCGUUGGUGCUAGUUCUUCAUCACCGCGAGUUCCAGAAGCUGGCAAAAUCAAUAUGGUUGGCUUGGAUGAAGAUUUGCUAGAAAUAAAGGCUUGGCUUUGUGGAGAUUCGCGACAGCUCCAAAUCCUCCCAAUAACCGGCAUGGGAGGUAUUGGCAAGACGACUCUCGCUAGAAACGCUUAUGAUGAUCCGUUAAUCAUGGAGCAUUUUCAUAUUCGUGCUUGGGUCACAGUAUCACAGGAUUAUAGUGAAGGAAGAAUUCUUUCAGAUCUCCUAGAUUGCUUGAAAGAAUUCGACAAAGAAUGGAAGAAUGAAGAGAUCUCUAGAAAGAGCAACAGUAAAAUGGCGGAGAAAAUCUACAAGAUCCUUGUAGAGAGAAAGUUUCUGAUUGUAAUGGAUGAUAUAUGGAGCACAAAGCUAUUGGAUGAUGUGAAGAGGUUAUUUCCCAACAACAAUAACAGGAGUCGGAUCCUGUUAACCACGAGGCUCGGAGAUGUUGCUGCUUAUGCUGACUCCUCCCGGCCUCCCCACGAGAUGAGUUUGGCGGAUGCGGAUCAAAGCUGGAAUCUACUACGAGGGAAGGUGUUCGGAUGCCAAGAUCCCGUUCCUCGUGAAUUGGAGACCACGGGAAGGGAGAUUGCAAGAAGCUGCGGAGGACUGCCCCUUGCAGUGGUGGUGGUUGCAGGACUUCUAUCCACGGUGAGUAAAACUAAAACUUCGUGGGAGGAAAUCGCCAAAAAUGUAAAAUCAGCUCUUGCCACUACAGAUGGGCAGGUGCAGAAGAUUCUAUCCUUGAGUUACAACCAUUUGCCUCAUCAUUUGAGGCCGUGUUUCUUAUACAUGGGAGGAUUUCCAGAAGACCACGAGAAUAAGGUUCUAGACCUGAUGAGGUUAUGGAUAGCUGAAGGCUUUGUGAAACCAGUUGCAUCUCAAAGCUUUGAAGACACUGCAGAAGAGUAUCUAGAAUAUCUUAUCAAGAGAAGUCUUAUUAUUGUUUCCAAGAGUAAGUCUAAUGGAAAAAUAAAAAAUUGCAGCCUUCAUGAUCUGGUACGAGACUUGUGCUUAAAGCAAUCGCAGGAAGAGAAGUUUCUCGUGCACGUUAAGGGUGGGAGAGCGCGGGAGCUCAAGAAAAGCAUGAAAGACGAGCGCAGGAUAAGUAUUUCUCAAUUUGAUGAAACUGAUUCUUUCGCUAGCAUCUUCAGCUCGACCAUCCGUACUAUAUUGUAUUUCCAAGAUGAAAUUGUCUCUUUUGGGAGUUUCAGAUUGCUCAGAGUCUUGGAUGUGUUGAGAGUGGAAUAUACGUCGUCUCGUUUGGUUCCCGCUCAAUUUUUCGAGCUAUUCCAUUUGAGGUACCUUGCUUUCUGCUGCAAUGAUCCAAUUCCAAGCGCAAUAUCAAACCUUCAAUCUCUUCAAACCUUGAUAAUCAACAACAUAUUUCAGUUCGCGGAUUUGCCACGUGAAAUUUGGAAUAUGCCGCAACUCAGGCAUCUCUGUUUCCUUCCUUCUAUUCACUUACCUUAUUAUCGAGAUGGUGCCACUUUGUCUCUACAAAAUCUUCAAACACUUGGGAAACUGAGUGAUGUCGUUUUUCUGUCUAGUUUGCUCGACAUGAUUCCCAACAUCAAGAAACUGUCUCUCUCUUAUGAUGUCCAUGUUAGAGACUUACUCUUCCAUAAUCUUGUACAUCUUGAAAAUCUGAAGCUGGAACUCACAGAUUUGAGGGAAUAUGCUUAUGUCCAUAAUCUCUCCCUUCCGAGCUCGCUGAGAAAGCUAGCCUUGACCGGUUGGGGUCGUUACAACCGUUACCUCAACAUUGUCGGCCCGUUGCCUAAUCUUGAAGUGCUUAAACUGAGACAAUUCGGAUUCGAGAAACAAGAAUGGAUCACUCGUGACCAGGACUUCUCAAAGCUGAGAUUUCUGCUGAUUGAGCAAUCAAAUCUCAAGCACUGGAACUCCGAGGGCAGCCACUUUCCGUUGCUCGAGCACCUGCUGAUUCACUCUUGCUGGAGUCUGAGUGACAUUCCAGAUGAUAUGGGAGAAAUUCAGACACUCAAGUUGAUUGAGGUUAAGAACUGUAAGAAAUCUCUGGCAGACUUUGUCAAGCUAAUACGAGAAGAGCAACAAAAUUAUGGAGAUGAUGUCUUUGAAGUUCGUUGCAUUAACUAUUAGCCAAUCAGAAAUCCGCUUUGCCCCGAUUUUUGACAGAGUAGGAAGCUCGGUGAAGUGGUAAAGUUGAGCCACCAAAAGACUUUUUCUAUCAAGAGGUCAUUGGUUAAGUUCCACCGGUAGCAUGUGGGUUGUAUUUUAUUUGGUUUGUUGGAUUAUACUUAUUUGGUUAUUUACUUGUAAUAGCAUGAUUGUCAUUUGAUUCAUUCAUCGAUGUAAUAUACAAUUUCAUGAUGUAAUAUGUAUCUUGAUUCUCAAAAACAAAAAUGUUGAAACGAGCUCUUGAAAUUAGAUUCUUGAA
Messenger RNA from Salvia miltiorrhiza (redroot sage), 3276 nucleotides. RefSeq names its product putative late blight resistance protein homolog R1B-17. Gene Ontology annotation, biological process: defense response to other organism. Bases 378 to 2978 code for a protein of 866 amino acids. The record is from RefSeq and is a predicted model, not a curated record. The transcript has 2 exons. Gene Ontology annotation, molecular function: ADP binding. NCBI's taxonomy places the organism in Eukaryota, Viridiplantae, Streptophyta, Magnoliopsida, Lamiales, Lamiaceae.